GCUCUACAAUGUAACAAAAGCAGCGGGAUGAAACAGUGAAAUAACGCGCGAGUGUAUGAAGCGCUGCUUUCACGCGGGACCUGAUUAAUAACACAGCACACACACCACGCACACACCCACCGCUGAGUUCAGUGGUUAAAGAGCUGAUAGUGGCUCGGGCUGUGAGUGAGUGAGCUCAGGAGGACUGUGCUUACAGAUUGCCGAGAGACUGCCAGAGGAAUCUCUGCCGCAGCUGGACAGGAGAGCGACCGGAGGACCGGAGCGGGCCGACAUGGACGAGCAGCCGCGCCUGAUGCACGCUCAUGCGGCCGUGGGGAUGAGCGGACACCCGGGCCUGUCUCAGCACAUACCGGACAACACCGGAGCCACCGACGGAGACGGGAGGAAGCAGGACAUUGGAGACAUUUUACAACAGAUCAUGACCAUCACUGACCAGAGUCUGGACGAGGCGCAGGCCAGAAAACAUGCACUCAACUGCCACAGAAUGAAGCCAGCGCUCUUCAACGUCCUGUGUGAAAUCAAAGAAAAAACAGUGUUGAGUAUCCGUGGCGCCCAGGAGGAGGAGCCUCCCGAUGCCCAGCUGAUGCGAUUGGACAACAUGCUGCUGGCGGAGGGCGUGUCCGGCCCGGAGAAAGGGGGCGGGUCUGCGGCGGCCGCGGCGGCGGCGGCGGCGUCGGGUGGAGUAGGAGCCGAUAACUCCGCCGAACACUCCGAUUACAGAGCCAAACUCUCACAGAUCCGCCAGAUCUACCACACCGAGCUGGAGAAAUACGAACAGGCGUGUAACGAGUUCACAACCCAUGUGAUGAACCUUCUGAGAGAGCAGUCUCGCACGCGGCCCAUCUCGCCUAAAGAGAUCGAGCGCAUGGUCGGCAUCAUCCACCGCAAGUUCAGCUCCAUCCAGAUGCAGCUCAAGCAGAGCACCUGCGAGGCCGUCAUGAUCCUGCGAUCCCGCUUCCUUGACGCCAGGAGGAAAAGACGAAACUUUAACAAACAGGCCACAGAGAUCCUGAAUGAAUAUUUCUACUCCCAUCUCAGUAACCCGUAUCCCAGCGAGGAGGCCAAAGAAGAGCUGGCCAAGAAGUGUUCGAUCACAGUCUCGCAGGUGUCCAACUGGUUCGGAAACAAACGGAUCCGAUAUAAGAAGAACAUCGGAAAAUUCCAGGAAGAAGCCAACAUGUACGCGGCCAGAACGGCUGUGAACGCGGCGAGCGUGUCGGCACAUGGCAGCCAGGCCAACUCCCCGUCCACUCCAAACUCAGCAGGUUCUGCUGGCUCUUUUAACAUGUCAAACUCUGGCGAUUUGUUUAUGAGUGUUCAGUCUCUGAACGGGGACUCGUACCAGGGCUCUCAGGUGGGAGCCAAUGUGCAGUCACAGGUGGAUACCCUUCGCCAUGUUAUCAGCCAGACAGGAGGAUACAGUGACGGCCUCGCAGCAAACCAGAUGUACAGUCCGCAGGGCAUCAAUGCGAACGGUGGCUGGCAGGACCCGACCACCCCGUCCUCCGUCACCUCCCCCACAGAAGGACCCGGAAGCGUUCACUCCGACACCUCCAACUGAUCAUCACACACAACGGACUGUCUCCAUCCCCGCACCACACGCUCCUCUGGCCGGUGUGAACACAAGAGCGCAUCAUCAAACGUCUUCAUGCUACCUCUCUCCGAACAUCCACACGUCGCCUCCAACAAGACAACAGGACGUUUAGACUAGACACACGACUCUACACUGUACGUCAACCCGUCACAGCAAACAUCACGUUAUGUUUGAAACAUUUUUGCAAUUUUACCAUAGUGCCAAAGUACUUUUAUACAUCACUUUAGGAAGUCGUUUUACAUCAUAAUAGACUUGUUAUGCUUGAAAAAGCAGUUUGCACUGCACCUGAGCUGAUUUCUGUUCCACUAAUAACCUUUGGUUUAUGUGCAUAAGGGAAAAUCGUCAUUUCCCUGCUUUGGUGAGAAAUAAAUACAAUGCAGUUUAGAUAUAAAUAUCAAAAUUCAUUUCUAAAGGUUAUUAGCACAACAGUAUCAUUUUGCAUUUUAAACAAGAUUCACAUCAUGCAUCAGUUUAUUCAUGCAACCUUGAUGAAUUUUCGUCUGAUAUUCAUGUACAGACACACAAAUCCCUUUAUAUACCAUCAUCAUCAUCAUCAUCAUCAUCAUCAUCGCUGAAGGAUCUUCAUCAGCGCACAUGAGAUGCAAUAAAAGGCAAUCAGAAGAGAACCAA
This is a messenger RNA of Labeo rohita (rohu), 2224 nucleotides long. RefSeq names its product pre-B-cell leukemia homeobox 1b (gene pbx1b). The record is from RefSeq and is a predicted model, not a curated record. Gene Ontology annotation, biological process: eye development; neuron development; animal organ morphogenesis. Bases 272 to 1561 code for a protein of 429 amino acids. Gene Ontology annotation, cellular component: nucleus. The transcript has 9 exons. Lineage: Eukaryota; Metazoa; Chordata; Actinopteri; Cypriniformes; Cyprinidae. Gene Ontology annotation, molecular function: RNA polymerase II cis-regulatory region sequence-specific DNA binding; DNA-binding transcription factor activity, RNA polymerase II-specific.